This is a messenger RNA of Lentinula edodes (shiitake mushroom), 910 nucleotides long. RefSeq lists its product as uncharacterized. NCBI's taxonomy places the organism in Eukaryota, Fungi, Basidiomycota, Agaricomycetes, Agaricales, Omphalotaceae. The transcript is spliced from 3 exons. Bases 200 to 679 code for a protein of 159 amino acids. The record is from RefSeq and is a predicted model, not a curated record.
CUCAAGUGAGUUAACUGCUCCUACCUACUGCUAAUAUUCUUCAACCCUCCUGAAUACCUGCUGGCCAGGUCUUUCUCUCGAUUUCUUUGCUGGUUGAAGAAACACUUCUUUCACGUUCUUUGCAAUCCAAAAAAAAAUAUCUGUCUCUGUUAUUCAUCUCUUUUCUGCAGAAUACUUGCCGCUCUCCAAAUCGCUUUCCAUGCGUCUGAAUCUUGCACUUUUUGUCGUUGGACUAGUUUCCUUUGCGUUUGCUUUACCGCUGAAUACUACUCAGCCGGAGGCCCGGGUUCUGUUUAGCCCAAAACCUGACUUGACCUCUGAUCAUACGAAGACAAAUGUCGCCACUCCGACUCCUUCCAAUAGCAUCGUGCCUAAUAACCAUGCCAUCAUGCUCCGGGUCACCGUCAAUCUCAGAAUCCCUAUCAGUAUCCAUCCUCUUACCACAAAGAUCAUAGACGAUUGUCUCCAAACCUUCCUUCAGGCUCAACGAUUCAAAAAUGUUCAUUUCUCAAUCAUGCACGUCAGAAGUUCACCCACAAACGGGAAAUCGUAUCGUUUCGACUUUUCGUAUGCGAACAAGAUGUACGAGGGAACCAUGACGGUCGUUCGGCAGACCACUAACUGGGUGGUUGAUUCUAUGCAUAGCAAUAUCCAUGAAGUGGAUGGUCCUCACCUAUAGAGUUUUUACUCUUUAUUUAUAUAGUGCAAGAUGCCAAAUUCGCCAUCCCUCCCUGCAUAAAACCCAAAGUUUUAAGUUCUAACGACCAAUUGUCCAAUACAGUAUCUUCCUAAUACUCAGAAUAGAGGUAUAAGAAAGUCCAUCGAUCCGACGGCUGUUCGUAGUUGUGUACAUACAUAAUGAUUAUACAUAUACGCGAGAGUUCUAACUCAAUCAAAAUUUCCAAGCUUU